AUGAUGCCCACAAUGCCUCCUGAUGCCCAUAAAAUUUCAUUAAAAAUUAUUGAAGCUAUUAGACAGCACCCGGUACUUUAUAUAUCAGAUGUUAAAGGUACUGCUAUAAAGUUGCAGGAAUUCCGUCAAAAAGUUUGGAAGAGAAUUUCUGAUGAAUUAGGGUUAGAUGGUAGGUAUGAACCAGAUUAUGUACCACAGUGCGUAGAAUUAAGUGAUGAAUAUAUUGAAGAAAUAAAUCGCGGAGGAGUUGGUACAGAAAGUCUUUUAGAACAAUUAGAAGAUCGUAACGAUGAAGACUACAGUGAAUACUUAGAAGUACUGGAAGAAACAAACGCUGACCCAAUCGCUAUUCUGCCUCAUAGCAUUGAAAUAAUAGAUAACAGUCAACAGCAUUUAACUACAGAUAUGAUGAAUAGUUACGACAGCCAGAAUGUUUCUGACGGAGUUAACAUUUACACACAGAUUCAAUCUAAAUAUCGUAAAAUACGCCCUAAAAGAAUGAAGCUAAAUGAUUAUGAAGAAACCAGAGAAUCUAUUGAACUUAAUGAUAAUAACUAUGGUAUACUCAGUCCUAAUUUUAAAAUUGAACAGUUAAAAUUACCUAAAGUUCACAACAAUAACAACAACAAUAAUAAUAGUAAUAGUAAUAGUAAUGAUAAUCACAAUGUUAAUGUAAAUCCUAUUAUAAUAACAAAUCCAACACCCCAUACUACAAAAGUUCAGGAAAAAAAAGAAGAAUAUGUUGCAGAGGCUAAAAGCGAGCCAGUACAGGCACAACCUGUAGAAACAACGAGCACUGAAUUAUUUUUUAACAGUAUGGCGCAAACUGUGAAAUUAUUACCACCCAAAGCACAAGCUGAAGUAAAAAUGGCUGUUUGUAAAAUAGUUACUGAAGCUGAGUUACGGUGUUCAAAAAAAAAAUUAUCUGCCAAUACCCAACAAUUUAUUACGCCUCCGGGUAUGAUUCCAAAAUUAGUAUUAAUUCCUUGCAGUAUGAUUGAUAAUCAAGAAAAUAAAUGA
This is a messenger RNA of Cotesia congregata, 1020 nucleotides long. The record is from the annotation of a GenBank genome assembly. Lineage: Eukaryota; Metazoa; Arthropoda; Insecta; Hymenoptera; Braconidae.